AUGAACAUCAAAAGUAAUUUAAGCAGCUUAAGCAGUAUUAAUAGCAUUAGUAGCAGCAGCAGCAGCAACAACAACAACAACAAUAAUAAUAAUACUAACAACAACGACAACGAUAAUGAUGAUAACAUAGUAUCAUUUCCAUUGCUAAUUUACGACAUAAAAACUACGAUUAUUUGUCGGGCGAGCGCUGACGAUAGCCUAUGGACAUUGAAAAGGAACAUCCUACUGACCAAUGAAACCGCGAACUUCAAAGAUGGCCUCAACUACGGAUUCUACACACCGGCUUCCGACGGCCGGAUUGGGAAAUUCCUGGAUGAAAACCAUCGCAAGACAUUCAUGGGCGCAAUUAAUAGCAACAGCAAUAAAUUAAAUGACGUCAUCAAGAUGUUGAAGAAAGGUCAUGACCCCAACUACCAGGAUGCUAAGACAGGAGAAACACCGAUGACGUCAGCAAUUCUGAGCAAAUGUAGUACGGACCUUCUGCUGCAUCUUGUUAGCGAGGGGGCUCAUCUGGAUUACCGCAACUCUCGCGGGGACACACCUCUGCAUGUGGCUGCCGUAUCAGGGAAUGUUGUCGCCCUUAAGACCGUCCUUGACCUCGGAGCCUCGCCCAACUCAAGGUCAUCGGAUAACUUGACCCCUCUGCAUCAGCUGUGUAGGGCGCGCGACGUCGAACUCGCCAACUACUGCGUGCAGAUGCUACUCGAGAACUACUCAGUUGUAGAUGUGGCCGAUCAAGCCGGAAAUACAGAACUGCAUCACUCGUGUCGCCUGGGCAGGCUGCAUAUAACGAGGAAGUUGAUCGUCUACGGAGCCAACAUCAACCGACAGAAUGAAACCGGAAAUACGCCAUUACACGAAUUAAUAGCGCGAAAACUGUUAGCGUACGGCGCCCAAAAAGACAUCAACAACCACUCGAAUUUGGACGCCUACGGAAGCGCCGUGACGAUAUCUAGCGAUUAUCUCGCCGAAUAUAUCGCCAAUUUUAAACCGUCGGAUAUUUGUGAGUGA
This is a messenger RNA of Helobdella robusta, 1011 nucleotides long. RefSeq lists its product as hypothetical. Lineage: Eukaryota; Metazoa; Annelida; Clitellata; Rhynchobdellida; Glossiphoniidae. Bases 1 to 1011 code for a protein of 336 amino acids. Gene Ontology annotation, cellular component: postsynaptic membrane; postsynaptic density; dendritic spine. The transcript is spliced from 8 exons. The record is from RefSeq and is a predicted model, not a curated record. Gene Ontology annotation, molecular function: ionotropic glutamate receptor binding; synaptic receptor adaptor activity.